GUAUAAAGCGCGGUCGAUUCAAUUUACUAAUUACUAUUGGGAUUGAUUGGACUAAGGCAAUAAAAUAUAAGAUUUUUGAUGAGUGAUAUUGGAAAAUUAAUUGGCAGUAAAAUUAGGGAGUGGUGGAGGGUGGAGAUCGCCUUCAUCUAAUUACUGCCGCAUUUCAUGAUUUCCACCCGGCACCCGUCAAUUGAAAUCAAAAUCAUGAAAUCAAAAUAUAAAAUAAGUAUCCAGAAACGUGUGGUGAAAACCAAGAAACCAACCAUGGAGCCAUUCAGUCGAAGUGAGAGACAGAUACAUGGAAGAACAGAUGUGUUCUUCAAGCCACCCAGUCGACAUGAACAAGACACAAGGCCCUUGAGACAGAGACAGUUGAACAAAAGGGCAAUGGAUCUUCAGCAAAGUGGUGGAAUAGUCAACAUAAAGGGUGGUCAGAUGCAGUUUGGGAGGCAUAGAGAAGGAGAUAUCCCUCCUGUGAAGAUUGCACAAGAUAAAGGUGAUCUAGAGUGGAGUGACAAGCCAGCGCAGACCUCUCUGCCGUCCACGGGCGACUCGGCCGACCUGUUUCCGGACGGCGGGGAGCCGGCGCUGGCCUCUGCCGAGUUCAACACCACCCUGCGGCUGGCGCAGCGCAUCCGGCGCCUGGAGCUGGACGAGCCCGACCUGGACCGGCUGGCCGAGGAGCGGCUGCAGAGCUGCCCGUGCGCCGCCCAGCAGGUGCGCAGCAAGGCGUUCGAGCGUCUAAACUACGGUCCGAGCGAGUGUCAGUACGGUAACCUGGUGCCGGUCGAGCUGGAAGAGUCGCUACUGGUCAGACAGAUCGAGGCACGCACGCAGGCCCGUGUGGAAGCGUACCGUCCGGAGCCGGGCCGGCGGCCGCCGGCGCCGCACGUCGGCGACCUGAUGCACCUGGCCGUCCAGCACGAGUUCCCCGUGCCGCCGGCGCCGGACGCGCUGCACGUGAGCGCCCCGCAGCCGCGGCCCGUCGGUCACGACCAGCUGGCGCGGCGCGCCUCGCAGCGGCACUCGCGGCUGUUCAGCGGCCAGCACCGCUGAGUGCCGGCCCCAGCGUCCUGGUCACGAUAUCAGGUAUUUGUGUACAUGAUAAGGUCCUCACUAGGCCAAAUAUCCACGGAAGCUCUGUCAUCUCAUAAUCAAUCCAGCUUCCAAUCGUGGUGUCUUAGUCACGCCAUAUAUUUGUAUUAAAACUAUAGCUACCGACCGAUGAGCGACCGAUACGGCUGUGAAUAUACAUAUGACAAUUACAUAACGAACGAGCAAGUGUAUUAACGCUCAAAUCAAUCACGUGAGAAAUAUAAGUGCACCAUUGGACG
Amphibalanus amphitrite is the source of this 1334-nucleotide messenger RNA. RefSeq lists its product as uncharacterized. The coding region runs from base 166 to 1056 and encodes 296 amino acids. The transcript is spliced from 5 exons. Lineage: Eukaryota; Metazoa; Arthropoda; Thecostraca; Balanomorpha; Balanidae. The record is from RefSeq and is a predicted model, not a curated record.